CUGCAGCAGGUGAACGCCCUGGAGAUCACGCCGGACCGCAGCAUGAUCGCUGCCGCAGGCUACCAGCACAUCCGCAUGUACGACCUCAACUCCAACAACCCCAACCCCGUCAUUAACUACGACGGCGUGAGCAAGAACAUCACCUCCGUGGGCUUCCACGAGGACGGGCGGUGGAUGUACACGGGCGGGGAGGACUGCAUGGCCAGGAUUUGGGACCUGAGGUCUCGUAACCUCCAGUGUCAGCGGAUUUUCCAGGUGAACGCUCCUAUUAACUGUGUCUGCCUGCACCCCAACCAGGCAGAGCUAAUUGUGGGUGAUCAGAGUGGUGCCAUUCACAUCUGGGACCUGAAGACUGACCACAACGAGCAGCUGAUUCCGGAGCCCGAAGUUUCCGUGAAUUCGGUUCACAUUGACCCCGAUGCCAGUUACAUGGCAGCUGUUAACAGCUCGGGAAAUUGCUACGUGUGGAACCUGACGGGCGGCAUCGGAGAGGAGGUGACCCAGCUGAUCCCCAAGACAAAGAUCCCCGCACACAACCGCUACGCCCUUCAGUGCAAGUUCAGCCCCGACUCCACGCUCUUGGCUACAUGUUCUGCAGAUCAGACAUGUAAGAUCUGGAGGACUUCAAACUUCUCUCUGAUGACAGAGCUGAGCAUUAAGAGCAAUAACCCAGGAGAAACGUCUCGGGGCUGGAUGUGGGACUGUGCAUUCUCCGGGGACUCCCAGUAUAUCGUGACAGCCUCCUCUGAUAACUUGGCCAGACUUUGGUGCGUGGAGACAGGAGAGAUCAAGAGGGAGUACAGCGGCCACCAGAAAGCAGUUGUCUGCCUUGCUUUCAACGACAGCGUGUUGGGAUAA
This is a messenger RNA of Balearica regulorum gibbericeps (East African grey crowned-crane), 858 nucleotides long. The record is from RefSeq and is a predicted model, not a curated record. NCBI's taxonomy places the organism in Eukaryota, Metazoa, Chordata, Aves, Gruiformes, Gruidae.